UUAACAACAAAAUGAAAACAAAAACUAUCACCGAAACGGAUCCAAUGGUUUACAUAGAAAUCAAUGAUCUGUUCGAUGAAUUGAUUGUUGAAAACAAACGACUCGUCAAUGAGUUGUUGUUUGCAAACAAAUGUUUGACUGAAAUGAAAGAUCACAUGAAUUUGGUUCACAAGAAAUACGAACCGUUUAUAUUCGCCGAAGACAUCAAUAAGUGGCAGACAUUACAACAAUCAAUGGACAUAACUGUUGAGGAAUACAAUCAAAACAAACAAUUACUGAGUAAUGCAAUGAAAAGUAAUGCAAAUCAAGAUUCAAGAAGUACUGGUCGACGAUUAAAGACAUCAAAAACAAAAUGUAUUACAAAUCAAAUAACAACAACAACAGUCACAACAGCUGAUCCAUCACAACAACAGAAUAAGUCUAUAGAAAAUAUUAGUCGACGAUUGCAAUUAAAAUUGAUAGACAAUACAGAUGAUGGUUACGGUAAUGAUGAUCACCAAUCGGAUCAAUCGGUUAAUAGUUUACUACAAUUGUUAAAUCAAAACAAUUUCGAUGAUAAACAACAACUAUAUUUGUGUCCAUUUAAUGGAUGUGAUCGCAAAUAUUCUUCGAAUAAUGGUCUGAAUCAUCACUUUCAUCUGAUUCACUAUAAACCCGAUUAUAAACCAUUUAUCUGUGAACUGUGCGGACAGGGAUUCAAACGAAAAUUUAUUCUCGAAAAACAUAUUCAUAUACACGAUGUGAACCGGCAGAAGACAUACCAGUGCUCUGAAUGUGAUAAAUCGUUUUACAAAAGCCAUGCACUUAAGGAACACAUGUUGUCUAAACACUCGACGGAAAAGUCAUUUAAAUGUGGUAUUAAUGGUUGUGAAGACAAAUUUCAAUCAGUAUAUCAGCGAACUCUUCAUCGACAAUCUGUCCAUCAAAUGAAGUAUUCGGUGAAGAAAGUCAAAGACAGGUAUUCAUGUCAAUGGCCCGGUUGUGACUAUCGGUGCGCUGGAAAGGAGCGUCUGGAAGAUCAUACACGAGUACACACCGGUGAGCGUCCGUUUGUGUGUCAGUGGCCAGAGUGUGACAAACGAUUUACAACAAAAAAUGAUCUAAAAAAACAUGUGAUUUGUCAUCAAAAUCAGAAACCGUUUGUAUGUCAAUGGCCCGGAUGUGACUAUAGGGGCAAUACUAGUGCCAAUCUGUGGAUAACUAUCACCGAAACGGAUCCAAUGGUUUACAUAGAAAUCAAUGAUCUGUUCGAUGAAUUGAUUGUUGAAAACAAACGACUCGUCAAUGAGUUGUUGUUUGCAAACAAAUGUUUGACUGAAAUGAAAGAUCACAUGAAUUUGGUUCACAAGAAAUACGAAUCGUUUAUAUUUGCCGAAGACAUCAAUAAGUGGCAGACAUUACAACAACAACAACAAUCAGUGGACACAACUGUUGAGGAAUACAAUCAAAACAAACAAAUACUGAGUACUGCAAUGAAAAGUAAUGUAAAUCCAAAUUCAAGAAGUACUGGACGACGAUUAAAGACAUCAAAAACAAAAUGUAUUACAAAUCAAAUAACAACAAUAACUGUCACAACAGCUGAUCCACAGAAACAGAAUAUAGAAGAUAUUAGUCGACGAUUACAAUUAAAAUUGAUAGACAAUACAGAUCAUGGUUACGGUAAUGAUGGUCACCAAUCGGAUGAUAGUUUACUACAAUUGUUAAAUCAAAACAAUUUCGAUGAUAAACAACAACUAUAUUUGUGUCCAUUUACUGGAUGUGAUCGCAAAUAUUCUUCGAAUAAUGGUCUGAAACAUCACUUCCAUCUGAUUCACUAUAAACCCGAUUAUAAACCAUUUGUAUGUGAACUGUGCGGACAGGGAUUCAAACGAAAAUUUAUUCUCGAAGAACACAUUCAUAUACACGAUGUGAACCGGCAGAAGACAUACCAGUGCUCUGAAUGUGAUAAAUCGUUUUACAAAAGAUUUUCACUUAAGCAACACAUGUUGUCUAAACACUCGACGGAAAAGUCAUUUAAAUGUGGUAUCGAUGGCUGUGAAGACAAAUUUCAAUCAAUAUAUCAGCGAAAUCUUCAUCGACUAACUGUCCAUCAACUGUCCAAGUAUUCGACGAAGAAAGUCAAAAACAGUUAUUCAUGUCAAUGGCCCGGUUGUGACUAUCAGUGCUCUGGAAAAGAUCGUCUGGAAAACCACACACGUUUACACACCGGUGAGCGUCCGUUUGUGUGUCAGUGGCCAGAGUGUGACAAACGGUUCCGACGUAAACAUCAUCUAAGACAACAUGACAUUUGUCAUAAAAAUCUGAAGCCCUAUGUCUGUCAAUGGCCCGGAUGUGACUAUCGGGGCAAUAGUAGAGGCAAUUAUUGCGCACACAAAAAGAUACAUCAAAGACAACCACAAUAA
Molecule: messenger RNA, 2402 nt
Organism: Oppia nitens
Lineage: Eukaryota; Metazoa; Arthropoda; Arachnida; Sarcoptiformes; Oppiidae
Product: zinc finger protein 845-like
Exons: 2
Coding region: 12-2402 (796 amino acids)
Biological process (GO): regulation of transcription by RNA polymerase II
Cellular component (GO): nucleus
Molecular function (GO): RNA polymerase II cis-regulatory region sequence-specific DNA binding; DNA-binding transcription factor activity, RNA polymerase II-specific
Source: RefSeq, a predicted model, not a curated record